Messenger RNA from Rhizoctonia solani, 978 nucleotides. RefSeq lists its product as uncharacterized. The transcript has 3 exons. The coding region runs from base 1 to 978 and encodes 325 amino acids. Lineage: Eukaryota; Fungi; Basidiomycota; Agaricomycetes; Cantharellales; Ceratobasidiaceae. The record is from RefSeq and is a predicted model, not a curated record.
AUGUCUGGGAACAAGAGAAAACGAAGUUCGCGUUCCUCACCUCAACGCCAAAGCCUACGCUUUACUAGCCCUUCUCCGUCUGAGUUACCCCUACACGCUAGGCCCUUGCGAAUACAGGCCUACGAGGCUGAACUGAUAGGAAACAGACCAAACCUAGCACAACAGCUUGAAAGCCAAAGUGAAGGUGGCAAUAGAGGGGGUCUCAUCCAGUGGGGUGACAGCGGUAUUUGGGUCGAUAGGUUCGACGUUCGUUUGCUUCUAGAGCCAUCUGAGCGAAUUGUUGCCACCCCAGGAGAAUUGAGGGCCUCGCCACACACUUUGAAUGACCCCCUGGCGAAUGUGGGUUGGGAUGAUCUUCCAUCAGACUCGGAGGAUACAUUUUUCCUUACCCCUAAAGAAGUCAACGAGUACCGUCAUGACAAGCGGCGUAAGAUGCUGGAAAAGGGGAGGCAAGAUAGAUUACGCGCCCUGGCUGAGGAAGACGAAGCAAACGGUUGGGGAACAGAGCCUCCCGAAGCGUCGUGGGGCGGAAGCGAUGAAGAGCCUGACGACGUCCAAGCCAACUUGAUGCGUCGAACUGCAACCCAUAUCCGAGCAUCUCCGAAUCCAACGCAGCUUGAAAUGAGAAUCCUCGCUAACCAUGGAGCGGACCCACGUUUCGCGUUCUUGCGUGGGCGGUGGAAGAAGGUAUGGGCGCGGAUGCGACAAGGGCAAGAGUCGUCUAUGAAUGCAGAGCCCAAACAAUCCAUUAUGAACGGACUGUCCGCAUAUGCGAGUGACAGCGACAGCGGACAGAAGUCGGAAGAUGAAGAGGAACCUGCCCAACAUUCCGCCCACGCGAUACAGGACACCAGCUUAUCAUCUGAGGACGACAAGACGGAGAAACUGAAAGCAGAGCGGCGUGCUCGCGCCAAAGAUUGGGCGCGAAAGAGGAAGGAAGCACAGAUAGCUCAGGAGGAUCAGUCUCCAAAUGAAUAG